UAUAUUCACAAUUUGUAGGUAGUACAAGAACUGAAAAAUAAUUUUUGGUUGCCAGUAUACCUGUAGUCGUUGCACUGAUCAGUCGAUAGUUUUGUGAUAAAUUAUUUCUCAAGUGAAUUAAAUUAUUAACCAUGGGACGUGAUUCUAGAAAGGUUUCAAGAGAACUUCGGAGUUCUGAAAAAAUUAAUAAGUCGCGUUCAGUCAAAAGAAAGAAUGUUUUUAAUCCGAAAACAGCCGAACGUGAUGAAAGUAUUCAGAGUACAUCUUCUAAAAAAUUAAAACAAAACACUGAAGAUGAUGUACCUGAAGACAGCAGUACUGAAUUUCGAAUAAUAAAUUUUAUUCAGGUAUUCACUGCAAUUUCUGCUCUUAUAAAAUGUAAAAAAUGUGAUGGAAAUGUAGUGUUUCAAACAGCAAGUACACGUGGGCUGGGAUUCAAAAUUGUAGUUGCAUGUAAUAACUGUGGAAAUGAAUAUAUUCCUUCCUGUUCUUUCGUUGGGCAUUCUUAUGAAAUAAACAGACGUUUCAUUUUUGUAAUGAGAAUACUAGGAAUAGGAUACGAAGGAUUGUGCAAGUUUUGCGGCCUGAUGGACAUGCCGUCUUUUUUAGAUAAAUCUACGCAUACAAUUUUACUGAAACAGAUUUUGAAUUGUAGUAAAGCCGUCGCAGAAACCUUCAUGACGAAAGCUGUGAAUGAAGAAAAGCAAGCAAUGCCAACAACUGAAAAUGAAGAUAUAAAUCAUCUAACUGUAUCGGGAGAUGGAACCUGGCAAAAACGGGGAUAUACAUCGUCAUUUGGAGUUUCUUCUAUAAUUGGCUAUUUUACUGGAAAGAUUCUUGACAUAAACAUUAAAAGUGCAUAUUGUAAGCUAUGUGAGUAUUGGAAAAAAAAAACAAAUACUGUUGAGUUCGAGGAAUGGUAUCAAUCGCAUGAAGAUGUGUGUUCUGCUAAUCAUCAAGGGUCUUCUGGGAAAAUGGAGGUGGAUGCGAUGGUCGAAAUGUUUUCGUAUUCUGAAACUAAAUAUGGAGUUAAGUAUGCCAACUAUAUUGGUGAUGGUGACUCCAAGACCUAUUCAGGAAUUAUAAAAUCAGAUCCUUACGAAAAUACAACUGUAAAUAAAAAGGAAUGUAUAGGGCAUGUCCAAAAGCGGAUGGGGAGUCGAUUACGUACGCUGAAGAGUAAACAAAAAGGUCUUGGUGGUCGAGGUAAGCUCACAGGAAAAUUAAUAGACAAACUAACUGUGUACUAUGGUUUAGCAAUACGCCGGCAUUGUGAUUCUAUUGAAAAUAUGAAAUCUGCUAUAAUGGCAACCUUUUAUCACUACGGCUCGAGUGAUGAAAAACCGAAUCAUGAUAUGUGUCCAAAAGGCGAAGAAUCUUGGUGCUCUUACCAGCGCGCUGAAGCAAGAGGAGAGCUUGAUACCUUUUCUCACGAUUAUUCUCCUUUACCUUCUGAUGUUUUAAAAGCUAUCAAGCCUAUAUACGAAGAUCUUAGUAAUGAAAAUUUACUUUCAAGAUGUGUAGGUGGAUUCAAUCAGAAUAAUAAUGAAAGCUUUAACCAACUAGUAUGGAAAAUAUGCCCAAAAACGGUAAAUACUAGUUUUACCAUCGUACAAAUAGCUGCAUACGUUGCUAUGUGUAUAUUUAAUGAGGGUAUAAAUUCAUUAUUAGUCUUGAUGAAUACACUAGGACUUAAUUGUGGGCCUAAUUCUCAUCGGUAUGCAGAAAGAAUGGAUGCUGCACGUAUCAAAGUAGCAGAUAAGCGCGCUAAUGAUAACACCCGAGAAGGUCGAUUGCAACGUAGGCACCAGCAAAUCGAUAUUUUGGAAGCUGCUAUGUCGGCUGAAGAGCUAUUAUAUGGUCCAGGAAUAGAUGACUCAGUAUGAAUCUCCAAGGACUUAUGAUGAUCACCGCAAAGGACUUCGGGAGGAACGGGCUCUACAAAAACAGCGAUAACUUUUUGAAUUAUUAAUUUUUUUUUUUGAAAUUUUCGUGAAGUCAAAUCGAAACGUGUUCUAAUAAAGCUAUGUUUUUAUUUUUGUCAAAUAAAGUAAUUAACUACAAAAAAAAAAUUAUUGAAAAUCAUCAUUUUUUCAUACCCCUGAG
Molecule: messenger RNA, 2106 nt
Organism: Microplitis mediator
Lineage: Eukaryota; Metazoa; Arthropoda; Insecta; Hymenoptera; Braconidae
Exons: 2
Coding region: 132-1886 (584 amino acids)
Source: RefSeq, a predicted model, not a curated record